CACUUCAGGUGAGAGCACAAUGCUAACAUGUCCACAAUGAAUAAUGCAGUCAUAAAUGAAGGGAACAAAACCGGUUUUGUGCUAGGCGACAGUCACACUGAGAAUCAUUGAUUGCACAAUAGCAACGGUAGAGAAAAACAUCUGAAGAUGCCAACAAGGGGGUGAAGCAAGGUACGGCUAUACGACCAAAGGGUUUGGAGAGCAUGGCUCCUCUGGUCUGUUCUGUUGAGGAGAGCCCUGAUCCAAUCCCUGCUGUGGUACAAGGGACCAUUCCCCACUGGAUCAAUGGCAGCCUCCUCCGAAACGGCCCGGGCAAAUUUGAGUUUGGAGACAUUCACUACAACCACUGGUUUGACGGGAUGGCAAUGAUGCACAAGUUCCAAAUGGAGAAAGGCCAAGUGACGUACAGGAGUCGGUUCCUGCGCAGCGACGCCUACAAGAAGAAUAGCGAGCGGGAUCGAAUCAUGGUGUCUGAAUUUGGUACCGCCUCAAUGCCCGACCCUUGCAAAAACAUCUUCCAGCGAUUCUUCUCUCGUUUUGAGACCCUAAAGCCCACAGACAAUGGCAAUGUCAACUUUUCAAAAUACAAAGGAGACUAUUACGUCUGCACAGAGAGCAACUACAUGCACAGAGUGGACCCAGAGAGCUUAGAAACACUCCAACGGGUCGACUGGAGCACGUUUGUUGCUGUGAAUGGAACCACCGCGCACCCUCACUACGACCCUGACGGCACCUGCUUCAAUAUGGGCAAUUCCUAUGGAGGCAAAGGUUGCAUGUACAACAUCAUACGUGUACCUCCUGAGAAGACCGAUGCUGAAGACACCUUGCAAGGUGCCCAAAUCCUGUGUUCCAUCCCCUCCACUAAUAGGCUCCAACCCUCCUACUACCACAGCUUUGCCAUGUCCAAGAACUACGUGGUGUUCAUUGAGCAACCAAGUAAAGUUGACAUGAUGAAGAUAGCCACAUGUAAGAUGAAGGGCAAGGCGUUCUGCCAGGCCAUUCACUGGGACCCCAAACUGGAAACCAUCAUGCACGUCAUCGACAAGAGUACGGGCGAGGCCAGCCCGGUGAAGUACUACACCAAAGCUUUCUUCAAUUUCCAUCAGAUCAACGCCUAUGAAGAGAACGGGCUCUUGAUGAUUGACCUGUGUUGCUACGAUGACGGCCAAGCCAUCGACAUCUACUCCCUUCAAAAUUUACGCAAGUCGGGAGAAGCGCUAGAUGAGGCGUACAAAAGCUCAAGCAGAGCUUUUCCUCGCCGCUUUGUUUUACCCCUACAUGUGACCGAUGACACGCCGAUUGACCAAAACCUGAAUACUCGUCCUUCCAGUGCAGCAACAUGUGUCAAAAAGAGCAACACAAGGAUAUUCUGCCAACACGAGGAUCUCCAUGGCGAUGACCUCUACCGGUACGGCGGCCUGGAGUUCCCCAACAUCAACUACGAGCUCUACAACACCAAGCCUUAUCGCUAUUUCUACGGUUGCGGCUCCAGAAACAUUUUGGGGGACUCGCUUCUCAAGAUGGACCUCAACGACAAGACGCUUAAGGUGUGGCACCAGAAGGGCUGCUUCCCAUCUGAGCCGGUGUUUGUGCCCUCACCAGACGCCGUAGAGGAGGACGACGGUGUCAUCCUCUCUGUGGUUCUCUCGCCUUCACAGGAUAAAGGCACAUUCCUCCUGGUUUUGAAUGCCAAGACGUUAGAAGAAUUGGGAAGAGCCAAUGUGCCUGUCAACAUGGCCUAUAGCCUACAUGGGCUCUUCAAAGCAUCUGCAUCUUGAAAAUAAAACGAAUACUAUGAAUUUUAUGCUUUUCUUUGGAACAUAUUUGAUUGAUUUUGUACAGCCCUUGGGAUGGCGGCAAAAGCCAAAAUGGUAUAUUCAUUUUGAACAUGUCUGCAUAAUGGAAUGCGUGAUAAAUCAUACACAAUAUCCAAUGGGAUUCAUGGUGCUUAAUGCACAACAACUGAUUAGACGUUAUGACUUUUAAAUGAAAUCAGGCACCAACUUCAUCUCCCUUUAAAAUGUUUUCCUUAACCUCGGGCAACCUUUGCUUGAAUUAGUUCAAGGAGACGAGAGGAAUGUUGUUGGUCAGCCGACUCUUCAAUUCCGUUUUAUUUAAAGCUCAGUUAUGCUCAAUCUUGCGCAAGCAAAUGAGAUGAAUCCAAGAAAAACAGUCCUUUGCUUGACCAAACAGCUGAAAUGGUUCCAAAAGCAGGCCACAAAGCCUUUCCUCAUAUGCAAGUGAAAAGUUGAUAUUUGUUUUGUAAAAUUCAUCAACUUAAUUGCUGUUUUUCCCCUAAAGCCAGACACAUAUAUACAAAUGGGGAAAACGAAAUAAAAGAAAUCAAUUUAAAAAAUGUGCUUGCCAAAACUUGUUUUUCUUUGUCUGUGUAGAUUCUUAGUCAUGUUAAUCGAGGUUGAAUAAAAAAACUGCACUCUU
This is a messenger RNA of Syngnathus acus (greater pipefish), 2439 nucleotides long. Its product is annotated as beta,beta-carotene 9',10'-oxygenase-like. The record is from RefSeq and is a predicted model, not a curated record. Gene Ontology annotation, cellular component: mitochondrion. NCBI's taxonomy places the organism in Eukaryota, Metazoa, Chordata, Actinopteri, Syngnathiformes, Syngnathidae. The transcript has 13 exons. Gene Ontology annotation, molecular function: carotenoid dioxygenase activity; beta-carotene 15,15'-dioxygenase activity. Gene Ontology annotation, biological process: carotene catabolic process; retinal metabolic process. Bases 204 to 1778 code for a protein of 524 amino acids.